AUGAUUAUAUUCAUUGCAUUGCUUGCUCAAUGUCAAGAUUUUCGAUCACCAUUUGGUACACUUCUUGAUUGCGAUAAUCGAACACUAAAUAAUUGUUCAGAUGAACAACGUCUUUUAUAUUUUUUAAUGAAAAAUUAUUCGAAUAACGUUCGACCAGUACGAAAUGCUAGCUUACCAGUGCCGGUUAAACUUGGUUUAACAUUAACUCAAAUAUUUGAUAUGAUAGAAAAAAAUCAAAUAUUGAUCACCAAUGUAUGGCUUGACCAAGAAUGGUUUGAUGAAUUUCUACAAUGGGAUCCAGCUGAUUUCAAUGGAAUUCGUCGUCUUAAUCUUCCGUCCAAACUCAUUUGGUUACCAGAUAUUGUUCUUUACAAUAAUGCCGAUGAAUUUUCAAAUAGUAAUACCAUGCAAGUAAAUGCAAUGCUUAUUCAUAAUGGUAGUGUUUUUUGGCCAAUACCAACACGAUUCAAAAGUACAUGUCAAAUUGAUGUAACAUAUUUUCCAUAUGAUGAACAAGAAUGUAAACUUAAAUUUGGCAGUUGGACAUAUAAUGGAUAUCAAGUAUCAAUUGAAGAACGUAAUUAUGCUAUUGAAUUAUCGAGUUAUGUUCCAAAUGGUGAAUGGGAUUUAUUAGAUACAUCAUAUCAAGUUAAUAUUGUUCGAUAUCCAUGUUGUCCAGAACCAUUUCCAGAUAUAACAUUUUAUGUUCGUAUUCGACGACGUAUUUUAUAUUAUUUAUAUUCAGUUGUUUUUCCAUGUGUUAUGUUAUCAAUAUUAACUUUACUUGUAUUUUGUUUACCACCAGAAUCCGGUGAAAAAAUUGCUCUUGGUAUAACUGUUUUACUUGCAUUUAGUGUUUUUAUGUUAGCUAUUGCUGAAAGUAUGCCCGAAACAAGUGAAUAUAUUCCAUUAAUUAGUUUAUAUUUAACUGCGGUUAUGGCUAUGACAAGUGUAUCCGUAAUGAUGACUGUAUUUGUUCUUAAUCUUCAUUAUCGUGGUCCAAAAAAAAAUGAAAUACCAUUUUGGCUUCAACAAUUAUUAAGUUUAUCAUUAAGUAAUAUAUGUUGUACAUUUAAUAAACCAAAAAAAAUCAAAACAUUGUAUACAAGUAAACAACAAAAAGGACAUAAAAAAAAUGUUCAACAUACAAACCAAACUCAACAAACAGAAAAUCGUGUACCUGCUAAUGGAAUUUUAUUAUCUUAUGCAAAUGUCAAUGAAACAAAAAUAAAAUCAAGAGUAACAACAGAUGUAAAUUCAAUACAAAUACAUACUGCAAAUUCCCAAGAACAAAAACAAACAAAAAGAACAAGUCGUAAACAUUUACGUAGUGAAGAAAUUCUAAUGAAAAAUCGAUCAAUGUCUCAUUCAAGUUCAACAGAAUCAAUUCAAGAUGAAAUUCAAGAUACUUUACAUAGUCUAUUAUGUAAACAAAAAGAACUUGAACAUGAUCAACAAGUAACAAAUGAUUGGCGUGCAUUAGCAACUAAAAUUGAUAAAAUUUUAUUUUAUGUUUUUCUUCUAUUAACAAUUAUAUCAACAUUAGGUCUUCUUGUUGUUGCACCAUUAUUUCGAACUAAUGUUCAACGAAAAAUAAAACUUUGGAAUGGAACACGUCGACCUUAA
Messenger RNA from Rotaria sordida, 1626 nucleotides. The record is from the annotation of a GenBank genome assembly. Lineage: Eukaryota; Metazoa; Rotifera; Eurotatoria; Philodinida; Philodinidae.